AUGCCAGACUACCCAGGACUUGGUCUCCCAUUACGCCAUGAUACGCACAAUAAAGAGGGUCACUAUCCCAUCGGAGCCCAUGGUAGCUGUUGGGGGGCUAAAUCCGACUUGAUCUCGAUCCGAGAGCUCGCUGCGAUGAGCAUCAUGGAUCGUCUUACUGACAAGGAAAACUGGCAUACUAAAGUCUUUGACGAUCUGAUUGUUUCUAAAUGGCGCGACGAAGCGUUGGCUAUUCCCGAUGCGUACUUCUGCAAUCUAGCGAGGCGCGACAAACGUCAAUACUGGGAUGAAAACGGCAACCUCCGCGUAGAAGCUGACAUCUUUUACGAGGAGGACAGCUAUAUAGAAGGCAUCAUUACUACGAAGACAUUCGAUUGCUGUAUCCAGGAACUCCGGAGCAAAGCCAAAUACUAUGAAAUGACUGGUCUCAUUCCGACCCUUGAUGCUUGCGCAUCUGUCGUUAAAUCAGACAAGCUCGUUUCGCCUGAACUGCAUGAGGCUCUGCGCCAGGCUUUCAGGAUGAUCAAAGACGAUCAGAAAUCGGACCCUGAUUGGCAUCCUACUACCAAUGGUAUGGUUCAGGAUCUGGUGCAUCCUUCAAUGUACCCAUUGGUGUAUGGACGCAGUAAAGUCUUCAAAGAAGAAGUUGUUGGAGUCGAUGAUGCCAUCGAAAAAUGGGCAGGCAAAGGCGAAGUUAUUCCAAAGGACGAUUGGAAGUAUGAUCCCACACGCGAUAGAUUCAGGUAUGGCGUUGGAUCCGGAGAGGUACCGCCUGAGUUUUGGUCAGACACAUACCAGUGGCUGCCUGCAAACGUUGCUUUCCAAGACGACGGAACAGUGAAGUUUACCAGCUACAUAAACAAUCUCCACCCACAGAGCUACCCGCAGGUCUACCACGCAAUUGAAAACUUGAUUAAGACUUCGCUUCCGGCCUGGGACCAAUGCCUUGUGUUUGCAGAGAGAUGGAGAAGAGGAGUCGGUGCUGGAAGAACUGAGCCCCGAAUUCCAUAUCCUGAUAAUCCAGAUGACGAGAACAAAGACAAUUGGAUCCCAUCCAAUCCCUAUGAGUGUGAGGAUCAGGUGGUAGAUUGGGAGGACGAGAAACUACGAAGACGUGGAUAUGGAUACGACCCUGAGUUUGAUGACGAAACCGAGAAGAAAUGGGAAUAUCUUCGUAAACCAGUGAUCCCCGAGCUCUCGUUUGAUGAGAUCAACUAUGCACCAGCACCGGAAAAUCGCCUCGCGCAGAAGUUUGCACAGUCUGGUCUUCAGGUCAUUGUCAAAAUGGCAUCCAUUGAACUUACACCUGAAAAGCCAGAUUUUCCAGUCGGUGGUUGGCAUGUUGAGGGCCAGCUAAAUGAACAUAUUUGCGCCACGGCCCUGUAUUAUUUGGACAGCGACAACGUUUCAACAAGCAACCUCUCAUUCCGUAUGCAAACCUCAGCCUAUUUGAAUGACGAUAUCGAUGUAGGACAAGAUUCCUAUCACUGGUUAGAACAGAUAUAUGGAACCUAUCUGGGUGGACGUAAUUCCCCUUGUCUGCAGAACUAUGGCGAAGUCGAAACGCACCAAGGGAGAUUGCUUGCAUUCCCAAAUGUCUUCCAACACCGUGUUUCUCCUUUUCACUUGAUAGAUCCGACCAAACCAGGUCACCGGCGUUUCAUUGCGCUCUGGCUUGUUGACCCUACUAGCCACAUCAUCUCGACAGCCAACGUUCCUCCCCAGCAAAUGAACUGGUGGCUAGACUCUAUCCUCGGAAACACGAACCGGGAAGCUGCCUUGUCUAAGCUACCAGCCGAGUUGGUGGCUCUAAUUAAUGAGAAAAACUUGGAGACAAAAAAUUCCGGGGUACUGCCUGUCGAGCUGAUGGAAAUGGUUCGCGCGCAUGAUGAAGGCCUGCCUAUGGGAUUGGAGGAAGCAAAAGAGCACAGAAUCCAGCUAAUGAAAGCUCGUGGUGCGUUCGUGAAGAAGGCUGAACAUGGAUGGCAACAGCAUGCAUACAGCUUCUGUGAGCAUUGA
Molecule: messenger RNA, 2019 nt
Organism: Penicillium taxi
Lineage: Eukaryota; Fungi; Ascomycota; Eurotiomycetes; Eurotiales; Aspergillaceae
Product: DUF4246 domain-containing protein
Exons: 5
Coding region: 1-2019 (672 amino acids)
Source: RefSeq, a predicted model, not a curated record